AACACACGCGAUCUCAUAGCAUGGCGAAGGGAAAGAGUCGAAAAGUGAGUUGCUGAAGAAAGACAAGACCCAGAUUGAUGCUUUUAGUAGAGCACCAUUAGUCCCACCGCUUUUUCUGUUUUAUUCAGGCAGCAAAGAGAGAGGAUGGAAGCAGGGAGGAAGAGGUGGGGGUGGUUUGUCAUGGCAAUUGGGUGAAGUAACUCUCUCUCUCUCUCUAACUGUUGUAUGUUGUUGGGACAGGGGGAGAUGAAGGAGAGGAGUAAGGAGAGAAUAGGGAAUGAGGGAAAAGAAUAUGAUGAUGGAGGUAGUAAGCCACAACCACCAGUUGCUAGGAAACAGCAGAGGUCUACGAGGAAUGUUAGAGGAAGAGGGAGAGAGGGAGGGGGACGAGGAAGAAUGCCAGUGCAUUACGUCGUCUUGCCAGCUCUGCUGUUUGGGGGUGUGGCUAUUGUCGUGUAUUUUGGAGAGAUGUGGUGGGCGGGGCCUGGAGUCAACAAGCCCCUCCCACUUCCUCGUGCAGUAUCGGAGACAUGGCGUAACGACAGUGUCUAUCUGACUAGACUCUGGGGCACAUACAGGUCCAACGUGUAUUUCGGGAUCAGGCCCCGCGUCCCACGCUCCCUGCUGGCAGGAAUAAUGUGGUAUAGUAACGAUGGUAGUGGGAGGAUGGAGAUACGCCACAGCUGUCAGCAUGGCGAUGAUCUGCGGCAGUAUGGGUGGAUACGACAUGAUGGUACCAGCUACGGACAGCAGAGGAUUGUCGACCAUGAAAUGAUGCUAGAGACAGAGUUCUUAACGAUGGCCAACACCAGUCUGGGGGAGACCUGGUCGGCUCGUAUCCGGGGGAAACCCCUGUCCCAACGACCAAUUCUGACUUCCCUCAUCGUCUACCUCUUCAACGAGGGGAAAGGAGAGAUGGCUUACAGAACCUCCGGAGGUCAAAGGUCACUGGAAGAGGUCUAUGGCCACACCCCCGAGUUCCGUCAGUUCAGACUGUACCUACCGAGGAAGACGGUGGCAGACGACGCCCACCAUAGCUACCUCGCUGCCCGCGUGGCCUCACCCACUCACUUGGACUCAUUCUUCAAGUCAGUAAUGGUGGUGGAAGAAGGGCCUAGAACGUGGCCACCUCUACCCUCCCUCCCUGGGGAAAUCACCCCUGACGACGGGGGCCCCCUCAAACCAAACCUCGUUGCCUACCAGUAGGUGACAACGACGGUUCCGUUUGAGUUGGACAUCGUCAUGGAGACGGGGUUGUUUAGCACGGUGAUGAGUGUGAGUGGUGAGAGGUUGAGCAGUGCGCUGGAGAAGAAGGAGAAGAACUUUGACCUCCGAUUCGAGGACACCUUCCACCUCAAAGAGAAGGGGUUUAAUGAGUCGGAGAUAGACUGUGCCAGAGCUGCUUUCAGCAAUCUGAUUGGUGGGAUCUCCUACUUCUUCGGCCAAUCAAAAGUUAUCAGUAGGGAUCUCGACGAACCGGUGGACUACUGGCCGGCAGAGCUGUACACGGGGGUUCCGUCACGUUCCUUCUUUCCUCGAGGAUUUCUGUGGGAUGAGGGUUUUCACCAACUCCUUGUGGCUCACUGGGACACCUCCAUCACCAAGGAUGUGUUGGCUCACUGGCUGGAUCUCAUCAACAGUGAAGGAUGGAUACCCAGGGAGCAGAUCUUGGGACACGAGGCCAGGAGUAAGGUUCCUCCUGAAUUCAUUGUCCAACACAACGAGAACGCCAACCCGCCCACAUUCUUCCUCACCAUGGAAACGCUGUUGUCUCGUAUGGAGUCGGAGGGGAGGGUUGACAUGUGAGUACCUCGACUCGUUUACCCCAGACUCCAAGUCUGGUACUCAUGGUUCAACUCCACACAGUCGGGGCAACGACCUCUGACCUAUCGUUGGAGAGGUAGAAAUGCCACCACUGACAGGGAACUGAACCCUAAGACACUGACGUCCGGGCUGGAUGACUAUCCGCGAGCCACUCACCCCGCCACUGAUGAGUACCACGUUGACCUCUACUGUUGGAUGACUCUUGCCAGUGGCGUGAUUGGCCAACAUGGCCGACCUCCUCAAUAAGGACUCCAGUUACUACUGGUCCACUCACAGAGCUCUAGCUGACCCCAGGAACCUUGACUCACUACACUGGGACAAACACACCAUGGUAACCCCUU
Geodia barretti is the source of this 2165-nucleotide messenger RNA. NCBI's taxonomy places the organism in Eukaryota, Metazoa, Porifera, Demospongiae, Tetractinellida, Geodiidae. The record is from the annotation of a GenBank genome assembly.